AACCGUAAAACCUUUGCCUCAUAACGUUGCAUACUGAUUCCCAAAAGGAGAAGGGAGUGAGAAUGGCAUCAUCAGAAGAAGAGAGAGCUGAACUGAAUGCCAGGGCUAGGCAGGGAGAAACUGUCGUCCCUGGCGGCACCGGCGGCAAGAGCCUCGAAGCCCAGGAGCACCUCGCUGAAGGGAGGAGCCGAGGAGGGCAGAGCAGGAGGGAGCAGCUGGGAACGGAAGGGUAUCAAGAAAUGGGAAGCCGCGGAGGGCGGACUAGGAAAGAGCAGCUGGGAAGAGAAGGGUAUCAGGAGAUGGGCCGAAAGGGUGGACUGAGUACCAUCGACAAGUCUGGAGGUGAACGUGCAGCUGAAGAAGGCGUUGAGAUACAUGAGUCCAAGUUCCGGACUUCUAACCGCUGAAUCCACGGUCGAGCACAAGUCUUCCUGUACUUUGUUUCUUUUGACAUCGGAGUGAUUUGUAUCCGACUCUCCAUGAGAGGGAACUAAUCAUAAAACUGUUUGCUUGUAAGUCAAGUCGUAACGAUCACUUUCA
Messenger RNA from Coffea eugenioides, 540 nucleotides. Its product is annotated as protein SLE1. Lineage: Eukaryota; Viridiplantae; Streptophyta; Magnoliopsida; Gentianales; Rubiaceae. Gene Ontology annotation, biological process: response to abscisic acid. The record is from RefSeq and is a predicted model, not a curated record. The transcript has 2 exons. Gene Ontology annotation, cellular component: cytosol. Bases 63 to 407 code for a protein of 114 amino acids.